UUCCGCAGCAUUUUGAAACAAUCGAUAAGGCUUUUCGUCCGAUAACUAGCUGAUAAGGCAUUGUUUGGCAGUACGGUCAUAUUGAAUAUUACAAGGAGUUGAAGCUAAAAUUUGGACUUGGCAACUUUGGAUAGCUUAAGGCACCGUCGCUUUUGACCAUAAUCCAAGUAAAUUAGUAACAAUGACAGGCGGCAAGCACUGGAGCUAUGACAUCCUCAAGCAGAUCGCCAUCAAUGUUUGCACUGAGGACGUGGAGCAGCUAAAGCAAAUGUUCGUCACAGAGAUUGGCUCGCAACGACGUAUGGAUUGUAUACGCUCCAUUGAGGAUCUUAUCGAUUGCCUGGAAAGGGCAGACGAACUGGCCGAGGACAAUGUGGAACCACUGCGCAGGAUGGCCGGCAAUCAGGCGCAACUAAUCGAGGCACUAGAUGGCUAUAAACCGCCUGAAAAUUUCCUUGAACCGCCAGUAAAUCUGUACCAGGAAAUUCGGUUGGCCGAAGAACUGCGACAGCAACUCCAUUUGUCAUCGCCCCAAGAGACAAGACCUCAUGUUUCGGCAGUUUCUGUAGCUGCACCCACACCUGCAAUCCAAAAUUACACCACUCCGGCUGUCUUCACGGAACACAAACGUACGGCUGUCUUUAAAAAGAUAUCCGAGGAGUUAGGACGCUUCUGGCGACGGUUGGGCAGAUCGGCGGGCAUUGGUGAGGGCAUCAUGGAUGACAUCGAGGAGCGAUAUCCGCAUGAUCUGAAGUCGCAGAUCCUGAAAUUGCUGCAGCUCAUCGAAGAGGACGAUUGUCACGACCCCAAACAUUUCCUAGUUCGCCUGUGUCGCGCCUUAGCCGAUUGUGGACGCAAUGAUCUGCGCAAGAAUGUUGAGCAGAUAAUGUCGCAUUAGAAUAACCCUUUAAUAGGGCCAAUUAGAAAUAGUGAUAAGGAACGGUGAUUCCCUUCUGCCAUUACAGAUAAGGUCUGCUCUGGAAAGCCAAAUGACCAAAAAAAUGCCUUUGUAAUUGCAAAAAAGAUAAAAUCUUUGUAUGUUUUUUAUGAUGUGUGAUUAAUAUUAAAAAUGUGAAUUUUAUAAUUAAAAAUUAUAUUUUUUUAAUUGAUAAAUUUAAAUACAUUGUUCUCUCUUAAAGAAGCAAGCAAUUUUUAUGCCUUUUGGUUAGAAAACAAG
Molecule: messenger RNA, 1177 nt
Organism: Drosophila eugracilis
Lineage: Eukaryota; Metazoa; Arthropoda; Insecta; Diptera; Drosophilidae
Gene: Fadd
Product: fas-associated death domain protein
Exons: 1
Coding region: 182-898 (238 amino acids)
Biological process (GO): signal transduction
Molecular function (GO): protein binding
Source: RefSeq, a predicted model, not a curated record